Messenger RNA from Fusarium keratoplasticum, 1239 nucleotides. RefSeq names its product SIS domain-containing protein. Gene Ontology annotation, molecular function: carbohydrate derivative binding. The transcript has a single exon. Lineage: Eukaryota; Fungi; Ascomycota; Sordariomycetes; Hypocreales; Nectriaceae. The coding region runs from base 1 to 1239 and encodes 412 amino acids. The record is from RefSeq and is a predicted model, not a curated record. Gene Ontology annotation, biological process: carbohydrate derivative metabolic process.
AUGGCAGGCUUGCCACAAUCCGGCCAUGGGCCAGUACAGACGAGUGCGGUUGUUGUACUCGGAGCAUCUCAAUGCCCUGCGAUACCACCUCCAUCGCCUCCAACGCCCUCUGCUUCGCCGCCAGGCAACACAUUCUGCGAACCCAUUGAUCCAUUGAGCCUGGACCGAGAACUUCGGGGAGAAUGCCAGCUCAGGAAUCAACGGUUGCUGGAUGGGAUCCAUGUGCUAAACACAGAAGCCUUAGCAUUAAGGAGUCUCACACGGCUCUACGAGACAGACUCUGUCGCUCGUGAUGGGUUCAACCAAUCAGUGGAGGCCAUAACCCGACUGCAAGAGACAACAGGGAAGCUUGUCAUCAUCGGUGUCGGCAAGUCAGGGCAUAUAGGCCAAAAACUAGUCGCGACCUUCAAAAGCCUCGCCAUACAGGCUGUCUUUCUUCAUCCCACGGAAGCCCUACACGGAGAUCUGGGCAUCAUUGGACCCGAUGAUACCCUCAUGUUCAUCACAUACUCAGGCAAGACGCAGGAGCUCCUUCUCAUGCUGCCUCACCUGGAUGAAUCUCUUCCGGUUAUCCUUCUCACGUCUCAUACUUCCCACGAGACAUGCGAAUUCAUCAAACAUCGCCCCGACACGAUCCUCCUUCCGGCUCCAAUCCCUGAGCCCGAGAAGACUUCGUUCGGUGUCUCAGCACCUACCACGUCGACAACUGUUGCGCUAGCACUCGGUGAUGCGCUCGCGGUGGCAGCUUCCAAGGAAAUGCAUGCGAGUGUGGCAUCCGUCUUUGCGAGGAACCACCCAGGGGGUGCCAUCGGUGCUGCCGCUCGACAGCCUCGGACUAUCAAGGACAUCUCCAUCAGCUGGCGUGAUAUACCGGUAGCGCCUGAACUGGGUGACGAAAGCCCCGGAGUUGACCUACUCCGUGCCGGUUUCGACUCUCCGACCGGAUGGGUGAGGGUUCAAGAUCGGAUUGCUUCGCCAAGCACAAUACGGGGUAUCGACAAGCAUGAUCUCAGCAAGAGUCUCGGGGAACUCCCCGACGCUCUGGUAUCCAAGAUAUCAAUGCUCUCGCUCUACUCGGACACGACUAUCCGACAGGCGCAGGAUAUCUUGAAUAAUACGCAGUCGUCACCUCUCGACGAGGACCUUGCAUGUGGACCGGAGGCGAUUGUUGCAGUAAUGGAAAAUGGGGAGAUUUCUGGCGUCCUGGAGGUCGGCACAGUGUUGAAUCACAAGUGCUGA